This is a messenger RNA of Gongylonema pulchrum, 900 nucleotides long. NCBI's taxonomy places the organism in Eukaryota, Metazoa, Nematoda, Chromadorea, Rhabditida, Gongylonematidae. The record is from the annotation of a GenBank genome assembly.
AUGGCCUGGGCUAAUGUGGGCAUGCAAGCCCUUAUACCAAUCGUCAACAAAUUACAGGAUGCGUUUGCACAGCUGGGAACUACGCUCAAUUUUGACUUACCCCAGAUCGCUGUGGUUGGUGGACAGAGCGCUGGCAAAUCAUCGGUGCUGGAGAAUUUUGUUGGCAAAGAUUUCCUUCCUCGUGGAUCAGGAAUUGUUACACGCAGACCGCUCAUCUUGCAACUGGUGCACGAUCGCUCAGAGUACGGCGAAUUUUUGCACAAAAGAAGUCAGAAGUUUACGGACUUCGAUAUGAUCCGGAAAGAAAUCGAAGAUGAAACAGAUCGAGCAACGGGUCAGAAUAAGGGCAUCUCACCAGAACCAAUCAAUUUACGGAUUUUCAGCCCAAAUGUGCUGAAUUUGACACUUAUCGAUUUGCCGGGCCUAACAAAAGUACCGGUAGGCGAUCAGCCGCCCGAUAUUGAGCAUCAGAUCCGAAAAAUGAUACUGACUUAUAUUUCACGCGAUACCUGUCUCAUAUUGGCUGUCACACCGGCAAACAGCGACCUUGCAACUUCGGAUGCACUGAAACUUGCACGCGAAGUUGAUCCACAGGGACUGAGAACGAUCGGGGUACUAACAAAGCUGGAUCUCAUGGAUGAGGGCACCGAUGCUCGUGAUAUCCUUGAGAAUCGUUUAUUUCCACUGCGAAGAGGUUACGUCGGAGUGGUAAAUCGCGGACAGAAAGAUAUUGUUGGAAAAAAAGAUAUUCGAGCAGCUCUGGAUGCCGAGCGCAAAUUUUUCAUAUCACAUCCCUCAUAUCGGUAUUUUUUGCUGUUUAUUUUACUUCAGUACUCUACCGCCAUGCUUCCUUUGCCACCGUUGCAACUAGCUACGUUUGAGGCCGCCACUUACAGAUAG